AUGUCUACACGGGGAGACGACCGCUCCUACAAGGUGGUCUACGCAACCCGGACCCGGGAUGAUCUCGAUGAGCGAAUCCCUGCCCGGAAGCCGAGGCGCGAAUACGACUACGACGAUGAGUACCGGGUGGAAAAGUCAUAUUCUCGAGAUUAUCGUGAUGAUGGCAUUGAGAUUGACAGGAGGUCAAGGGCGAGUGACUCGCGUACUCAUCUACCUCCACCGGUAGGUGCCACAAAGACGACCUAUGAAGUCGCCCGCGACAGAAACUCCGAUUCAUAUGUCAAACGUUCCAACGCUGUGAUUAUUGAUCGACCCCGCGAUCACGGACGAUACGAGUAUGAGAUUCUUCGACCCGACCGGAGAGACGAUGGUGCUUAUGUCUUCGAUCUGGAUGGUGGACGUUCACGCGACUACCUAAUUGAUGCGGAUUCGAAGGGCCAUGAGCGACGCCCACGCUCGAGAUACGGCGAUCCACCAUUGGCAACAUCCAAAAAGGUGGACGAUGUGUUCAUGUACGAGUCCAUUCGAGGUGGCGGCCGCGAUCGAACCGUGAGAGAUGUGCGGUACAAGGAUGUCCAAGUUACGGAAGAAGUCGACGAUGACGCUCGCUACAGCCGCCGAGGUCGCACUGCAGACGCUUAUGUCGACGAUAUUGCGCCGCCGAAACGACUGAGGAGUGCAAUGCGUGGCAGAAACAACUCUCCUCCUUCACUGGUGGAACGACGGAGCGAACACAGUGUAGGGUUCUAUCGAGACCAAAUCAGUCACCACGAUGCCAGUGAAAGCAAGCACGAAAGACCAGGAGCCGAAGCACACUUGGCCGGUCGGUUUCUUGUCGGCAAUGGAGAAUUCGAGGAUGAUGUUUAUGCGGCAGGUUACACGCGCCGCAACAGAAGCCGGAGCCGCUCUCGAGGACGGUAUGGUCCUCAAAGGAGUGACCCGAGACUCCAUCAGUACGAGGAGGAGGAUGACGAGCGACGAACCUACACCGAGGAAACGAUGCGACAGUAUGAAUACGAAGACGAACAACGACCCCGCUACCCUCCACAGAGGAGCCACUCUCGAAGACGGCACCACCGCCAUCACCGUGAUGAUGACCGCUCGAGCUACUCGGAGUACGACACCGAGGUGGUGAAAAAGACCACAAAGGAAUAUUACCGAUAA
Molecule: messenger RNA, 1164 nt
Organism: Fonsecaea erecta
Lineage: Eukaryota; Fungi; Ascomycota; Eurotiomycetes; Chaetothyriales; Herpotrichiellaceae
Exons: 1
Coding region: 1-1164 (387 amino acids)
Source: RefSeq, a predicted model, not a curated record